AUUUAUCAAGGUGUAUUUUUUAAAUAUUUUUCUAUAAAAUUAGCAUGUUUGAUGCCGAUUUUAGUUAACAUCUAUCCUUAUCAUACCGGAAAAUAAUGUCUGAACUUCAGAAAAGACACCCCAAACGUAAAAUAGGAAGACUUUAUGCAAAGGCGGUUUUUACAGGAUUUAAAAGAAGUCUAAGAAAUCAAAGAGAACAUACUUCUUUACUACGUAUUGAAGGUGUGUUUAAAAGAGACGAUACAAAAUUUUACAUAGGGAAAAAAUGUGCAUUUGUUUACAAAGCUAAAAAAAACUCUGGAAAUAAAUCUAAAUCUUAUAAAGCCAUAUGGGGGAAGGUAACUAGACCACAUGGUGUAAGUGGUGCUGUCAGAGCGAAGUUUAGAAAAAAUUUACCACCUCAAGCUAUGGGUAAAAGAAUUAGAAUAAUGCUCUAUCCAUCAAAUAUAUAAAUAAUUAUAUUAUUUCUUAUGCAUGGCAAACUUUAUUUUGAUCUAAUAAACUAUAUUUGGAUUAUGAUAA
Gordionus sp. m RMFG-2023 is the source of this 522-nucleotide messenger RNA. RefSeq names its product large ribosomal subunit protein eL33-like. Lineage: Eukaryota; Metazoa; Nematomorpha; Gordioida; Chordodea; Parachordodidae. The transcript is spliced from 4 exons. Gene Ontology annotation, biological process: ribosomal large subunit biogenesis; cytoplasmic translation. The record is from RefSeq and is a predicted model, not a curated record. Bases 96 to 452 code for a protein of 118 amino acids. Gene Ontology annotation, cellular component: cytosolic large ribosomal subunit; ribosome. Gene Ontology annotation, molecular function: structural constituent of ribosome.